Molecule: messenger RNA, 1884 nt
Organism: Centruroides sculpturatus (bark scorpion)
Lineage: Eukaryota; Metazoa; Arthropoda; Arachnida; Scorpiones; Buthidae
Exons: 2
Coding region: 1-1884 (627 amino acids)
Biological process (GO): proteolysis
Molecular function (GO): aspartic-type endopeptidase activity
Source: RefSeq, a predicted model, not a curated record
AUGAGUGAACCCGUGGUCGGCCACGUGGCCGUCAAGCCGCCGCCAUUUUGGACCGAGAGCCCAGCACUUUGGUUCGCCCAGUUGAAGAGCCAAUUCGUCCUCGCGAAUAUAACCCACGAUGAAACGAAAUAUAGCCAUGUAGUCGCGAGUUUAUCUGAAUGUAUGGCUACCGAAGUUGAAGACAUUUUGGCCGCUCCUCCGAAUACCGACAAAUACAAAACGAUUAAACGGGCACUGAUCGACCGCUUGUCCCAGUCCGAAGCCCAACGCCUCGAAAAGCUUAUACGUACCGAAGAGCUCGGCGACCGCACACCAUCGCAAAUUCUUCGACGCCUAAGAACUCUCGCAGGUCAUACGGUUACCGAGGACCUACUCAGAAGUAUUUGGUUGUCCCGUCUUCCCACCGAUAUACAGAAGAUACUAACCGUAUCCGAGGGCACACUCGAAUCUCUCGCUAAGAUCGCCGACCGCCUUAGCGAAAUGUACCCCUCGACACCGAAUAUCUCCGCCACGUCUACGGCCUCUGCCACGGUCGAUCCCAGAAUCGCCGCGCUCGAACACCUUCCCGAACAAUAUCUGCUGGUACCACGCAAAAUUCGGCGCGAAUGCCCGACGCUGCCGACCACCUUGUUCGAUGGGAAACGAGAACGGGAGUCAGUAGAGACGGCGACUGAUUCCAAAAACUUAAGCCGUCGCUUAUUCAUCACAGAUCGUACGUCCAAAGUCGCAUUCUUAAUCGACACUGGCGCCGAUGUCUCCGUUUAUCCUGCUUCACGCCUUCCAAAACGCUGUGUAGAAGACUAUCAACUCUUCGCAGCGAACGGCACAGCAAUCAAGACAUACGGCUACGCAACAAUCACGCCAGACUUCUCUCUUCGACGAAACUUUACAUGGCGAUUCAUUGUAGCUGACGUCACACAACCAUUGAUCGGUGCCGAUUUUUUAUCACAUUAUGGACUUCUCCCAGACCUUCGCAGCAAACGUCUCAUCGACUCGACAACGAAGCUGGUCAGCCAUGGACAUAUCCUCAGCGUCACUGCACCGUCAGUACGAACUAUUGCCGGCAAUUCUCCUUAUCAUCGACUACUGAGCGAGUUUCCCGAGAUAACACGUCCAUCUCCAACCAUCGCACCCGUCCGACACUCCACCGUCCAUCAUAUUAUCACGACGCCUGGACAACCAGUGCGCUGCAAACCCCGGCGACUUGCGCCGGACAAAUACAUUCUGGCUAAGCGCGAGUUUGAAUUCAUGCUCGCUCAAGGGAUCUGCCGACCGUCCACCAGCAGCUGGUCAUCGCCAUUACACCUCGUCCCAAAGAAGAACGACCAGUGGCGACCCUGCGGUGACUACCGUCUACUCAACGCACGAACUGUACCCGACCGUUAUCCGGUUCCUCACAUAGAGGACUUCGCAUCCACUCUUCACGGUUGUGGGUACUUCUCAACCGUCGACCUUGUCCGUGCUUUCCACCACAUCCCUAUAGCCCCAGAGGAUAUCCCGAAAACGGCCGUCACCACACCGUUUGGACUAUACGAGUUCAACUUCAUGUCUUUUGGUUUGUGUAACGCUGCGCAAACAUUCCAGCGCUUCAUGGACGAAGUUACUCGUGACCUCGAAUUUUGUUACGUCUUCAUCGACGACAUACUUAUAGCGUCCCGAAACGAAACCGAACAUCUGCAGCACCUACGCAAGUUAUUUACCAGACUUCGUGACUAUGGUGUUGUAAUCAACGCAUCAAAAUGCGUAUUCGGAAAGCAAGAAGUACAAUUCCUCGGGUACCUGGUCAACCCAAAAGGAAUCCGCCCACUUCCGCAAAAAGUCGAGGCAAUUAUCGAGUUCGCUAAACCAGCCUUUGUCGCCGCCCCAACCAGCACGGAAGAGUGA